Molecule: messenger RNA, 2640 nt
Organism: Alligator sinensis (Chinese alligator)
Lineage: Eukaryota; Metazoa; Chordata; Crocodylia; Alligatoridae
Gene: RFC2
Product: replication factor C subunit 2
Exons: 9
Coding region: 384-1496 (370 amino acids)
Biological process (GO): DNA-templated DNA replication; DNA repair
Cellular component (GO): nucleus; DNA replication factor C complex
Molecular function (GO): ATP hydrolysis activity; DNA clamp loader activity; ATP binding
Source: RefSeq, a predicted model, not a curated record
GGCAGUCAUCGGGACAAGUCACUGCUAAUGCAGUUGGUGGGAUGGCUUCAUCUCUCUUGGUGCUGGGAAUAGGGGGAAGGGUGUAGCUGGGUGAGAAUUUAAGGUGGGAUCAACUGGAAAAGGGACUUUCCUAUAAAACAUCCCCACACCUCUACGGUUUAAAACGAACCACCUAGACGUACAGAUCACCAUUACCCGGCGGCACCGAACGAACGCACGGGUGACCGACGUACCCGGCGGGACCUUUCUGCAGGCGUUGUUCGGCGAGUUUGAGCGAGGACCCUGCGUAAAGGACGAAAAGCGAGAUGAGGCUGGACAGUGGGGGGUUUGGGCAGGAGCUACACGGGACGUGCACUACGCAGUUAACCGGUUAAUCGCACAGUAUGGGUAGACCGGCUGCACGCAGACACCGUCAAAAUGACAGUCCAGCUGUAAAAAGACCAACCAGCUAUAAAGUCUUUGCAAGGGAGGGAAAUGUACCCAAUAUAAUAAUUGCUGGUCCUCCAGGAACUGGCAAGACCACCAGUAUUCUCUGUUUGGCUCGUGCACUUCUUGGUCCUGCAUUAAAAGACGCUGUUCUGGAACUGAAUGCCUCAAAUGAUAGGGGCAUCGAUGUGGUGAGGAACAAAAUUAAGAUGUUUGCUCAGCAGAAGGUCACACUUCCAAAAGGUCGGCAUAAGAUAAUCAUUCUGGAUGAAGCCGACAGCAUGACAGAUGGAGCCCAGCAAGCCUUGAGAAGAACAAUGGAAAUUUAUUCUAAAACCACUCGCUUUGCACUGGCAUGCAAUGCCUCUGAUAAGAUCAUAGAGCCAAUCCAGUCUCGCUGUGCAGUGCUGCGCUACACCAAGCUGACGGAUGCACAGAUCCUUGCCAGGUUAAUGAAAAUUGUAGAGAAAGAGGAUGUGCCAUAUGCAGAUGAUGGACUGGAAGCCAUUAUAUUCACAGCACAAGGAGAUAUGAGACAGGCCUUAAACAACUUGCAGUCCACGUAUUCUGGAUUUGGCUUUAUUAACAGCGAGAAUGUAUUUAAGGUGUGCGAUGAGCCACACCCUCUGCUGGUGAAAGAAAUGAUACAGCACUGUGUGAAUGCAAACAUUGAUGAAGCAUACAAGGUUUGGAUGUCUGUUCUCAGUCACUUUCCCUACAGCAUGGUUGGUUGGUUGUUUUUUUGUUUGUGUAAAACUUCCACUUUGCUUUGCUGCUUAUCCAAGACCAAGGUAAAAAGCCUCAUAUUGAAAUGUUUUUAUGCAAGUAAGCUUAAUACACAGGGAUGCAGGUACUGUCCAGACUUCUAUGCUGAAAGGCAUCCCUGCUACCAACUGGAUCUAAGGGCGUUUAUACAUAUACGUUUUUGUCCCGCGAUGCACCAGACAUCCAGCAGGUUGGAGCAGACUCGAUUAAUAGUCUGCUCCACACGCGAGCUGACGCACACUGCGCUGUGUCACAUGCAGUUGUAUAAGCGGCAAAACGCGUGUCAGUGUGGAAAGUGGCGGUGAUGUGCUUUUGAACUAAAACUCCUCCGAUGUGUCUCAGUUCAAAAGUGCCCCACCGCCGUUUUCUCAGCGCUAACACACAUUUUUGCCACUUGUACAACUGCGUGUACCAAAGCACCCAGUGCUGCAGCACAAGCAUGUGUACAAAUGCCCUAAAUGUUAAACUGAAUACAGCACCACAAAUUGCGACCCAAAUAGUUGUAACACCACUUAAAUCUAUUGACACAAUCUUGUGUUGCCAACUUUGAAAAUGUGCUGCAAAACAGUUAUUAGCAUACUGCCUUCAUGGUAUGAGUGGUCUAAAUGCCACGUCUGUUUGUAACUAGCCAGUGGCACAGCCCAGCACCACCCCCCACAUUAUUUUAACAACCCUCUGAAGUGUGCCUGUGAACAGGAGGGCUUUCAGCAUAGACUGCUUACCACAAGAUGGCAGGUGUAGCAACUCUGGGUAACAGGAGCAAAAUGUUUGCUCCCCCAUCUCUGAACAUUAAGCUCGUUUCUUGUUAGUCUUAAUGGUCUGGGUGAAAGUAGCUCAAUACAGAAAUGAAAUUUGCUUUUAGUUGGCAAUUGGGAAUGUUGAUGCUGACUGCAAAAGAGUAGUCUGCCUGCCUUUGAUCAGUGUAAUGUUCUAAGGGGGAAAAGGUGCUGGAAUGAGCAAAACUAAUGAGUCGUAUCAUUUUGGAACCUGUUUGUUAGAACAGGACCAAGGUUCAACCACUUGCUAAAACAUUGGGGAUGCCUAUACACAUGCUAUGGGGUGGGUGGGGAUGGAAGGGGUGCUUUUUAAUUAGAACGGCUCCUGGACAGCAUCUCUAAUUAAAAUGCCAAAACGUCAUAUGUAUUCAGAGUCCCGCAUUUCAAAAUGACUGCGGGGCACUAACUAAAGCUCACUUGACAAGUUUUAGUUAAAGCACUCCCUGCCGGCGUUUUGAAACAUGGGAAAGGACGCUGAAUACACAUGACACUGCAGCACGCCGAUGCUCCAGCAGACAUGAUGAAUCAAGUCUGCUCCAGCAUGUUCUAAUUAGAACGUGUCGGAGCACGUGUAUAGGCAUCCUAGGUGCAGUCUCACCAGGUGAGAAACUUGAACGUGAAUACCAGUUCCUAUAUGACCUUAUGGAGAGUAAAUCAGACUUAUUCUCCCCCC